GAAUUCCAGUACACUGAUGAGUUUGUGGUUUCCAAUGAUGUGAAGAUGUGUUUCAAUGAACACGGUUAUAUCAUGGUCAGGUACCUUCUUGGCGGCGAGGUGUACCAUUACCAUGCUAAAGUGAUGAUGAAAUUAGCUAAAGUUGGUGGACGGCAUGCUUGGCAUCAGGAUUAUGGGUAUUGGUAUCGAAACACGGCAUUAUUUCCCGAUAUGAUGACAGUAUUUAUAGCUGUAGAUAGAUGUCACAAAGGCAACGGUUGUCUAGAGAUUCUGGACGGAUCUCACAAGUGUGGAAGAAUUGAACAUAAUUUUGUUGGUGAACUGGUCGGUGCUGACAUGGAGAGAGUCAACAUGAUUGAAAAAGUUUGCCCGAAGAAAUAUGUGGAGAUGAAUCCUGGUGAUGCUCUGUUCUUCCAUUGUAACUUACUCCACUACAGUGGUCCAAAUCUCAGCGAGGAGAGACGAUGGGCUUUUCUAGUCGCCUACAACAAGGCUACCAACGAUCCAGUAGAGGAACACCACCAUCCAAACUACACACCUCUUCAUAAGGUUCCCAAUUCCGCCAUAUUGGAUUGUGGUGUAUUAUGGGAUGCGAGCGGGAAAGAAUUGUUGACGAAGGAGAAACGCCAGAACUCGCAUCUUAAAGAGAUCAACGUAAAGAGUUAAUCGGUUGUUCGUCUGCUUGUCAGUGUAUAUUGAGUGAUUUUGGUGUAAAAACAUUACGAACUUUUU
Molecule: messenger RNA, 732 nt
Organism: Lottia gigantea (owl limpet)
Lineage: Eukaryota; Metazoa; Mollusca; Gastropoda; Lottiidae
Exons: 6
Coding region: 46-666 (206 amino acids)
Source: RefSeq, a predicted model, not a curated record